CUUCCCUUGACAGAAAUUGACAAAUGUCCAUUUUCAUUGUUUGAAUGGCAUCUGGUGCAAGCACCUUGUCAGCUCCAAUUAACAUCGACAUCGAAUUAAGUGCAGAUGAUUGGUAAUUAAUUGCGUAAAGACAUAGCUACUGCAUUCGUUAUUAUGUUGAAGUGAAAGAUGUAAGUCAAUAUGUGUUGUAAAAUCUACAAGUUUCCUUGAAACUGACGUCGUCUACUCCAGACUUCAAUUCUGACCUACUUAGACAUAUUGUGACUUUUUCCUCGUUAAUUUCUAUCUAUCAUCAUUUUUCAUCUUUUAAAGAAAAAAAAUAUUACGUAGAACAGAUAUAACUCUGUGUUUAUAAAGAUAUGAAGGAAUUACUGUGAGAUUAGCAGCAAAAUUUAUGUUUCACUGUUUGGAAUGUGUAUAAGAUGAAUCUGUAUUCUAAUUCAACUUACAUAAAUUUACAAAGGAGUUGUUGAUAGAAGUCACAGUUGAUCGAACUAUAGCAGAAGAAAUUGUUAAAAUAAAGUAUAAAAACACAAGAAAAAUAUCCAUAUAUCUCAAGUGAGAGAAGAAAAAUUAUGGAAAAUGAAUUAUGUGAAUACAAGUUUAACUGCAACAGAGAGUCCAAAAGGAAUAGUUUUUUCUAAUGAGAUGCCAAAAGAAAUCAGGAAAAAAGUCCACAAAUGUGAUGUCUGCAAGAAAUCCUUCUCUCAAAAAUGUAACCUCACUAUUCACAAACGCAUUCAUACAGGGGAGAAACCAUACCAUUGUCACAUUUGUGGUAAAUCAUUUUCUCGAAAUCAUCACUUAACUACACACAUACGCAUUCACACUGGAGAGAAACCAUAUCACUGUGAUAUCUGUGAUAAAUCUUUCUCUGCCCCGUAUAAUUUAACUAUUCAUAAACGCAUUCAUACAGGAGAAACUCCUUACCAUUGUGAUAUCUGUGGUAAAUCAUUCUCUGGAAGCAGUGACUUGACUAAACACAGACAUAUUCAUACAGAAGUGAAACCAUACAACUGUGAUAUCUGUGGUAAAUCAUUCUGCCAAAAAAUCCUUUUAACUACUCACAAACGCAUUCAUACUGGAGAAAAACCAUUUCACUGCGAUAUCUGCGAUAAAUCAUUUUCUCAUGGAAAUUCCUUAACUACUCACAGAUAUAUUCAUACAGGAGAGAAACAAUACCACUGUGAUAUAUGUGGUAAAUCAUUCUCUCAAAAUUACCACUUAACUACUCACAUCCGUGUUCAUACAGGAGAGAAACCAUAUCACUGUGAUAUCUGUGAUAAUUCAUUCUCACAAAGUGGCCACUUAACUAGGCACAUGUAUAUUCAUACAAGAGAAAAUCCAGUCAAAUGACAUCUGUUGUGUACCUGCUUGUAGUUUGUUGUACUGUUCUUAGUUACCUUCCUGUUUUUGGUUCUGUCCACACUUAAUUUUAGCCUAUCACUUUAACCAUAUCUCUUUUUGUGGUUGUUUGAGUGAUGUGCUUACCUUACAGACCAACUUUUUGACCCCUUUCCUUCACCAGCUCCCUACCUUGAUUUCUCACCUAUUUAUAUCAUCCCUCUUGCUUGGCUAUUCAUCUGCCUACCAAAUUAAUCCUUCAGGUUCAAUUAUUUUCUCUUUUCCUUGCUCUUACAUGAAGGGCCAAAGCCAUGAAACUUGCUUCACUCCUCACAACAACCAAACCUUACCUAUUUUCUUGCAGAUUUUUGUUGGCCCAGGUCAUCAACAUUUUUCUUGGAUUCUGGAUUUUACUCUAUUCAAAUAUUGUUUUCUGAUAAUAUAAGACCCUCAGAAUGCAAUGUCAUAAAAGUGUUAAAGAUUGGUUCUUUAAUGAAGUAACGAAGUUCCAAUGCUUCACAUCAUGAAACAUCUGAAAAUGUGUUUUCAGUUAUGACAGAACAGAUUUCUUUCAUAAAUGUAAAUUAAAAAUUUUAUUGGUCCAGUUAUUUGAAUGCCAAGCAAUAUUUGUGUGCGACAUUUACUAAAAACAUGAGAAAACAGAAACUGGGUUUCUCUCAUUGUGUGAAUGUUGCCAUUGGGAAUCUUUGAAAUUUUUUUCAUAUUUCUUUUGAAUGUGAAAGUAUGUAACUUCAAUGUUGAUUGGAG
This is a messenger RNA of Octopus sinensis (East Asian common octopus), 2112 nucleotides long. RefSeq names its product zinc finger protein 492-like. The record is from RefSeq and is a predicted model, not a curated record. Lineage: Eukaryota; Metazoa; Mollusca; Cephalopoda; Octopoda; Octopodidae. Bases 583 to 1356 code for a protein of 257 amino acids. The transcript is spliced from 2 exons.